AUGAAAGGACUCUUUCACUUCGCUCACUCUCUUUGGCCUCUCGCCCCUCAUGGUACACCAUCGCAGAGACCUACACGAGUAGAGUCCUUUUCCACCACUAGACGAUUAGACGCCUACAUCGCCUUCAUUGCCAGCACAGCUGCAAAAGCCAUUCGCACCUUCACGUUGCAAAGAAACUCGCAUCCGCCUUCGACAAGUACGCCCACCAAAGAUCGCCUAUCUCCAUCGACCAGGUCAAGGCAAGAUGUGGACCAACUACGUCGAGUGCCGUAUCAGUCUACUGACUCAACCACAGCACACCCUUCCCGGCGCGCCCGUCCCUCUGAGGUUGACGAGAGCUAUCAGGGCGAGCAGGUUCCUGGAUAUUUUCCGCCCUAUACCGGCAACGGGUUCGCCAGCCACCCCUCCCAACCCAAUUGGACUGGACUCAAUCAAUCCGACCUCUACGAGGCGUGCGAGCGCGACGCAAUUCGUCGUAUGCAAGAGAGACCAACCAUUGCAGAGAGACAAGCCAUUGCAGAGGGAAAGCCUCUUCCACCGCGGCCAACCACUGAAAAGAGACAGCGCAGCGACGGCGUUAUCACGUUGAAGAUUGAAUUGACUGAGACUAAUGAAAAGCAGAUUUCUGACGGUGAAGGUGGCAUUAUGAGCUUCCAGGAGGCUUUGGAACUCGAUUCCCAGGUACAGGCUUUGCAACUCGGCUCCCAUGAAGAAGCUGUGCAGCCCAACUAUGAUGAAGAGGCCUUGGAGCUCGAAGAAGAGGCUCCCGCGGACAGCCUGGACAAUCACCACGCCUAUCUUGUUCGCCAUUUCCGCAACGGCUGGGACAACAGCGGUCUCGCUGCCUCUGAGGUCGAGCCUUUGGGCGAGGCCGACUUCUCCGACGUGGACGAGGGCGACUUCUUCAGUGAGGAAGAAUAUGAGAUUGAAGGCAUCGACGAUGGAAUCUACAUGUACGGCGAAGACCAAGAGGAUGGCGCUCAGAUCGACCACACCGAAGGCUUCGAGAAUGACACCAACAUCCUUGAUGAGGCUGAGGCAAAGCACGACAAUGGCCACGAGGAUGCAGGAGCCCAGCAAGGAAAUCCCGCGCAGCAGACCAUGCCCAUCGAAUUGAACCUCCCCCCGGUCAGAUCGUUCCAUGAGUAUCUGGGCAACAGGGGACUUCCUCAGGAGUUGAAAGACCAGAUCUACGGCCACGCCCUCAAGCAGCCAUCCGGCAUCAGGCCCAAGCUAUGCAGCCACAGCAGGGUCAAUGCUAUCAAAUUCCACGAUGAUGACAACGAGUGCGCCUUCGACAACAACUUCUUCGCCCUCUUCUACACCUCCAAGAUGGACCGCAAGGCGAGCAUGGCGGCGUUCUACGAUGUCAACACCUUCAUCUGCAGCCAGGACACUGCCAUCUACUUGUCCUAUCUCAAGCACGUCGGCCGCCUGGGCUUCAUCAAGAAGAUGAUUUUCGGCGUUCCACUCAUCAGAGGCGUUCCAAGAGAUGCGAACUCCUCCUUCUCGUAUGGAGGUCAUACCACCGGCGAAUACCAAACCACCAAGAUCGCCAGGACCACUCUCCGCGAUCUCACUGCCGUGAUCAAGCACUUCGGCGACAACCCCCGCAACGUCAACGUCGACUGGUCCACCGCGGGCUUCAGGUCCAUCCAAGCCCACCCUCUCUUCGUCGUCGGAGGCCUCCACCUCGUCAACAUCUUCAUCGUCCUCCUCCAGCUAUCCUCCGCCCGCACCCCCAUCCCGCCGACAUUCGUGCCAGGCGCCCCCCAGCACCGCGUCUCCUGCAACCGCGAGGUCACCGUCUCGGUCCCCUACGCCCGCCUCAUCGCCGCAAAGUACGAUCUCGAAUGGUUCAAGGACGUCACCGACGCACUGUCCCUGCACGUCAAGUUCAGCGAACGCGCGCAGCUCAACAUCGACGGCUCGCACGUCAUGUUCGAGUGGAAGCGCGGCAACAACGCAGACGUCGGUUCCUCCGUCGACCACUUCAACGCCGUCAGCGUCGCCUCCACCGUCAGGCAGCUCAACGCCAUCUCCGUCGGCAUGGACAACCUCCGCAUCCCUCGCAAGGUGUGCUACUACCGCAAGGACUGCCAGACCGGCGAGAUCUGUUGGUACAACCUCGUCUACUGAGUCCACACAGGCUUCCCAUACGCCUCGCAUGCACGCACGCACGCACGCACGCAAAGCUCACUCACUGCACUCGUAGCUAGCCAACCAACAUACAUACGUACGCCAGCGCCAGUUGCCAGUUUUGCGAAACGAAACGAUUUUCUUAGAUUUCCUUUGUAUAAGCACAUGAUAUCCAAACGACGACAUUAACGGACGUCUGUUCCGAAAGCCCAGGCCACCAGGACCAGCGUGCUGGCUGGCUAGCUCAGUUUCUACCACCAGUAUACUUUCUUUUCCACCACUCGAGUUCCUUGCCCGACCGACCGACCUGUUACUAAUGGCUUUUCCUUCGGACAUGGAGCUUUUUUCCUGCCUUAUUUUGGGUGGAUGUGGCGGGUUGUCUGGAGGGGGCUUGUGAUGGUGAUGGGGCAUCGGCAUGGGCAUGAUGGAAGGGGUUGGUUGAGCAAUGAAUGAAUGAAUGAACGGUAAAUCACAAUCAAUG
Messenger RNA from Aaosphaeria arxii CBS 175.79, 2620 nucleotides. RefSeq lists its product as uncharacterized. Bases 1 to 2139 code for a protein of 712 amino acids. NCBI's taxonomy places the organism in Eukaryota, Fungi, Ascomycota, Dothideomycetes, Pleosporales. The transcript is spliced from 4 exons. The record is from RefSeq and is a predicted model, not a curated record.